AUGGGCUGGUUCUGGAGCGAUGUCCCCUCCCACGCUCCCAAUCUGACACCUGCCCCAGUGGCGAGCGCAAAGCCUCCGCCAUCAUGCCCAAUGCACAAGUCGGACUCCAAAUCUUCACCCUUCAAUAAAUCCUCAGACCCUUCGAAACCCUCUGCAUGUCCCGUGAAGGAUGUAAACCAUCCCUUGCGUGCUCCAUCCCGACAACCGCUGCCAGCACCCUCGGAGCCGCAGAAAGCGCAACAGUCUACACUUUCAAAACUCAACCCUUUAAACCUCAUACCAGCUGGGCUGUCUAAUACGCGGGCUGAAACUCAGACACAAAGCCUUCCGCUAGAGCGCGAGCCUUCGUCUAUCCCUCGCUCUGAUACCGACUCUAAUUGGGAAUAUCCUUCGCCUCAGCAGAUGUACAAUGCUAUGCUACGGAAAGGAUAUACCGACACGCCCAUUGAUGCAGUUGAGUCUAUGGUGGCAGUGCACAAUUUUUUGAACGAAGGGGCCUGGACCGAGAUUGUGGAGUGGGAGCGCAUGUUUGCUCCCGGCUUGUCCCAUGGAUGGGAAUCCUGCAGCAGAGGGGAGGGGUUCAUCGCUUUUCAGCGUGCGAAGCGUGAGCACCAGGAGGAGCGACGGAAAGCACUAGGACUUGCACCAAAGCUUCCAGCCGAAGAAGAGAGUGAGCCUAAGUUGGUGCGGUUCCAGGGCAGACCCAAAGAGCCAACACCGAAAGCUCGUGUUCUCUCACUACUCGGCACAGUGUUCCCCAAUUCGUUUGGUUCCGAGCCGCCUUUCGAUCGCCACGACUGGUACGUUUCGCGCAAGAGCCCCGACGGUGCAACCAGAGAAGUCCGCUAUGUGAUCGACUAUUAUGGUGGUGGCGUGCAGGAGACUGGCGAACCUGUCUUCUACCUCGACAUCCGUCCUGCCCUUGACAGUCCUACCGCAGUCGCCGAAAGGGCCAUUCGGUGGGGUGGCGACGUCUGGUGGAGGGCGAGUGGUGGAGUUGCACGCGAAUUAGCCAAAGCACAGAAAGAGAGGGAACGCCUCGCUGUUCAGCAGAAGUGA
Cyphellophora europaea CBS 101466 is the source of this 1059-nucleotide messenger RNA. RefSeq lists its product as uncharacterized. The record is from RefSeq and is a predicted model, not a curated record. The coding region runs from base 1 to 1059 and encodes 352 amino acids. NCBI's taxonomy places the organism in Eukaryota, Fungi, Ascomycota, Eurotiomycetes, Chaetothyriales, Cyphellophoraceae. Gene Ontology annotation, molecular function: holocytochrome-c synthase activity. Gene Ontology annotation, biological process: cytochrome c-heme linkage. Gene Ontology annotation, cellular component: mitochondrion. The transcript has a single exon.